UUUUUCGGUUUCAAGCUUCAACUAAUAUUUAGUUUUCAUCUUUCAUAAAUUGAUGAAUUCUUCAAAAUUUGUCAUUUUCAAAUCCUAUUCAUAAUCUAAUUCGAAGUAACCUCGAUAAUUAUGAACACACAGAACACGAACAGUGAUAGUUCUAAAGAUCCAUUCCCACUUCCCAUUAUUAUUAUUAUUAUGUCAUUCACAUAUGGCGGUUUAAUCAAAUGAGAAAUACUUGACGUGUCUUUAAAUUUUUAGAUCAUGAAACCCUCGAUAACAUCAGUAAUUUCUGCCCUUUUCCUCUUAUUUAUAUCUCAUUCUGUAUGGAACCUGUUGAGUAUAUUUCAGGUACCUUCAUGUGAUCAGUCUGAUAUUUGCUAUAAAUCUUAUCUAAAUUCAAACCCUAAUUUGGAUUUAUUUUUAUUCAUAUCCGAUAAUUCAAGAAGUGGGAUUUACACUCAAGUAUUGCAUGUUGAAAAAUUCAAUUACCAUGAUAAAUUUGAAAAAAAAAUAUCAAUUAGUUUGUCUGAUUCAGUAAGGAAGAAUGGAAGUAUAACUAUUCACUCUGUAUUAGUUCCUUCUAAAAAUAAGUUCAGAAAUAAGAAUCUCAAUAGCCUCUUGAGCUUACCAGAUUCCACUUAUGUUAAGAGUAAAUUAACGAAAUAUGCGGUGCCAGUAAGUUCUACCUUCAACUUAUUGAGUGAGGAAAAUGUGAUAAAAAAAUCUCUUAAACCUGUGACUCACAUCCGAUCCAAAUUUGCUCUCGUCAUGUGUCCUAUCGAAUUGAACAUUCCCCAAAACAACAUUCCUAUAGAACUAAUCAAACAAAUGAGAUUGAAAUCCAACAACCAGUUUUUACCAAUACUCCAAAGGGAUAUAAUGCAAAUGAGACUGCAGGACUUAGUUGAAGUUAAUCAUGAAAUGGAUAAACUUAAUAUUUCUUUCUUGUACACUCCUGUCUCAUAUGGAAAAUUGAGGUUUAUUCUUCAGAUUGAUUCUUCGUUAAAUCAAUUCUUGAAUUUGGGAUUUAGCGAAAAAGAUUUAGAUGAAGUGAAGAACAUUUUUGCGGAUACUAAUUUAUAUCUUCUGUGCAUCACUGUCUUUAUAGGAGGAGUUCAUUUGCUUUUCGACUUCCUUUCAUUCAGAAAUGAAGUGAGUUUUUGGAAGAAUCAGAGCAGUAUGGCUGGAUUAUCCUCAAGAACGGUUCUUUGGAGGGCAUUUUCACAAACUAUUAUAUUUCUAUACCUUCUGAAUGAGAAAACUUCUUUAUUAGUUCUAGUUCCUAGUGGUAUUGCCACAGUUAUUGAAUUUUGGAAAGUAUCGAAAGCACUCAAAACAACUAUAUCUUGGAGGUAUGGUUUUAAAUUUGACAGAAACUAUGUAGAAACUUCGGAGGAGAAGAAAACCAGGGAGUAUGAUGAGGAGUGCAUGAAGUACCUGAGCUAUUUAUUAUAUCCUUUAUGCAUAGGUGCGGCAGUUUAUUCGCUUAUCUAUCAACCUCAUAAAAGUUGGUACUCGUGGACACUCAAUAGUUUAGUGAAUGGUGUUUACGCCUUUGGGUUCCUCUUCAUGUUACCUCAGCUAUUUAUAAACUAUAGAUUGAAAUCUGUGGCCGCUCUUCCUUGGAGAGCUUUCACUUAUCGUGCAUUUAACACUUUCAUAGAUGAUAUAUUUGCCUUCAUCAUAACAAUGCCUACAGCACACAGAUUGGCUUGUUUCAGGGACGAUGUAGUAUUUUUAAUUUAUUUAUAUCAAAGAUGGUUAUAUCCAGUGGACAAGAGUAGAAAAGAUGAUAUGGCUCUGGGAGAAGCUGAAGAUGAUGAUUCUAAGAAGAAAACACAAUAAAAUUUUCCAUCCGAGUUACAUAAAAAAAUUUUGACAUAUGUUCGAGUUGAGUGUUGAACAUUGGAUUUGUUGUAUUAAAUAUAAUUUUUUUAUAUUGUUACUUAUUUUUGAAUCUUGUCUGGAGAAUCUAUAUUCAUUAACAUUCCAUAAAUCAAAUUUAUUUCGAAAAA
Messenger RNA from Coccinella septempunctata (seven-spotted ladybird), 2009 nucleotides. RefSeq names its product cleft lip and palate transmembrane protein 1-like protein. The record is from RefSeq and is a predicted model, not a curated record. The transcript has 7 exons. NCBI's taxonomy places the organism in Eukaryota, Metazoa, Arthropoda, Insecta, Coleoptera, Coccinellidae. Bases 256 to 1839 code for a protein of 527 amino acids. Gene Ontology annotation, cellular component: endomembrane system; membrane.